AUGCGACAAACAGAAUUGCCUGUGCCUGCCUCAAAGUAUGGAGGAGCAAAUGGUAGAGCUGUUAAAAUGGUACGGACAACUGAGCUAGUGAAAAGAAAGACAAUGUCAGCGAAUAAGGUGGAGAAGACAGUGAAUGGUUCAGCUUCAAAGGUCAAUGGAGCAAGUCAAGUGCGAAAAAAAACUAUCCCAGUCUUGACCAAGACAGUGAAGUCUAGAACUAGAACCUCUAAAGAACCUCCAUCAUUGAAAGAGCUAAAGGUUUUGCCCUCAGAUGAAGGUUUCAGUUGGGCCAAUGAAAAUUACAGUUCCUGGCAGAGGUCUAUUGAUGUUUGGUCUUUUGUUGUUUCUUUGAGAAUUCGGAUUCUGUUGGACAACUCAAAAUGGGCAUAUUUGGGAGGCUUCACAGAAGCAAAGCAGAAAAGCAGAAGGAGGAAAACUGCCUCAUGGUUAAGGGAGUGUGUGUUGCAGCUUGGUCCAACUUUCAUUAAACUUGGUCAGUUGUCAUCAACGAGGUCAGAUCUAUUUCCACGUGAAUUUGUGGAUGAGCUCGCAAAAUUGCAGGACAUGGUUCCUGCGUUCUCUACUAAGAAAGCGAGAAAAUUCAUUGAGACCGAAUUGGGAGCUCCCAUUGACAUAUUAUUUGAAGAGUUUGAAGACCGACCAAUUGCUGCUGCUAGUCUCGGUCAGGUUCAUCGCGCUAUUCUGCAUAAUGGAGAAAAAGUAGUGGUCAAAGUUCAAAGGCCUGGCCUGAAGAAGCUUUUUGACAUUGAUUUGAGUGAUAACACAGAUGAGAUCUCCAACAAUACUGUUUUGACACACUUGCUUGUUUCAAGAAAGUCUAAACUGAAGACGGAAAACUUAAAGCUGAUUGCAGAGUAUUUCCAGAGAAAUGAAACUUUUGGCGGUCCACUCAGAGAUUGGAUUGGAAUAUAUGAAGAGUGUGCAACUAUUCUAUACCAAGAAAUUGAUUAUAUAAAUGAAGGAAAGAAUGCUGACAGGUUCCGACGAGAUUUUAGAAACAUAAAGUGGGUUCGAAUACCUUUGGUAUAUUGGGAUUAUACUGCCUUAAAGGUGUUGACCAUGGAGUAUGUACCAGGUAUCAAAAUAGACCAGGUGGAUACAUUAACUUCGCGUGGCUAUGAUCGAUUGCGAAUCUCAUCACGUGCUACUGAGGCGUACCUGAUUCAGAUAUUGAGAACAGGUUUCUUUCAUGCGGAUCCUCAUCCUGGAAAUCUUGCGAUUGAUGUGGACGAAGCAAUUAUUUAUUAUGACUUUGGCAUGAUGGGAGAGAUCAAAUCUUUUACCCGAGAGAGACUGCUUGAACUUUUCUAUGCUAUAUAUGAAAAGGAUGCCAAAAAGGUUAUGCAACGCCUUAUAGAGCUGGGAGCCCUGCAACCUACUGGGGACCUGUCUUCAGUGAGGAGAUCUGUACAGUUUUUCCUUGACCAUUUGCAAAGCCAGGCACCAGAUCAGCAACAGACCCUUUCUGCAAUUGGGGAGGAUUUAUUUGCAAUAGCACAAGACCAGCCAUUCCGUUUUCCAUCUACCUUUGCCUUUGUUCUCAGGGCGUUUUCAACACUUGAAGGCAUAGGUUACACACUCAAUCCAAAAUUCUCCUUUGCAAAGAUUGCUGCACCCUAUGCGCAGGAACUUUUAGAUAUAAGGCAAAAGCAGAUCACUGCACCACAGCUCGUGGAAGAGAUAAGAAAGCAAGCAGAUGAUGCUAGAUCCUAUACCAUGUCAAUGCCAUACAGAGUUCAAAGAAUAGAAGAGUUUACAAAGCAACUUGAAGCAGGGGAUCUAAAACUUCGGGUCCGAGUGCUCGAGGUGUAG
Sphenostylis stenocarpa is the source of this 1833-nucleotide messenger RNA. The record is from the annotation of a GenBank genome assembly. Lineage: Eukaryota; Viridiplantae; Streptophyta; Magnoliopsida; Fabales; Fabaceae.